AUUCCUCACGCAACGGAUGACCACGGUGGUGAUGGGGAUGGAAGCGAUGGAGGUGGAGAGGUAGAGGAUGGCGAGUCAGACAUGUCGCGUGAUGGUUACUAUGCUGUUGCUGUGCUACGCGUCCGCUUUUCUUCCUCAUAUCCCUUUGAACUCCCGUAUCUCAAGAUCGAGCCCGAGAUCGGCCUCACUGAUGAAGUCCUUGUCGCUCUGCAGGAAGCCAUUGAUGCCCGUGCUCCCGAAAUGCUCGGCUCUGAGAUGAUUUACGACAUUGUCGAGAUUGCUCGCGAGAUCGUUACCGAGCACAACGUCAAGCCGCUCUCGCUCCAGGAGGAGCGUCGUCGCCACGAGGCCGAGCUCAAGGAGGCUGCAGCCUUGGCCCGCAAGAACCGCGAGGCUGAGACUCGCCGCCGCGAGAAUGCAGAGCGCGCCGAGCUGGACGAGCGCAUCCGCUCCGAGCUAGUCGAGCGUAGGCGUGGCGGCGAGACGACGCCGCCAGCAUCUGCGUCGACGUCGGCGCCGCCCACCCCGCGCGCUGCCCAGACGCCUGUCAGCAGGCCCACGCCCGCCGGCACACCGCCGGCUGGCAAGAGCUUUCAGAUCGGCGCCCUUCUUGGAGUUGGUACCUUCGCCCAGGUCUAUAAGGCGCUCAAUACUGUGACCGGGACGCUGAUGGCGCUGAAGCGCAUCGCGCUUCGCGGCUCGACCAACCGCAAGAUGAACGAAAUGAUCGCCAUUGUCCGCGAGAUCGAGAUUAUGCAGGAGCUCCACCACCCCAACAUUGUCCGCUACCUCGGUGUCGACACUGAGCCCGACGCUCUCAUCAUCCUCAUGGAGUACGUUUCAGGUGGCUCUAUCGCCAAGCUCCUCGAGUCGUUCGGACCCUUCCAGGAGUCGAUUAUCCGCCUCUACACGCAGCAGCUUCUUGUCGGCCUCAACUUUCUGCACUCGCGCGGCUUUGUCCAUCGCGACAUCAAGGGCGCCAACGUGCUCCUCGACGACGGGGGCGUCAUCAAGCUCUCCGACUUUGGCUGCUCUACCCGCAUCGAGGAGCUUGUUCUCGCCCACAACCAAGGCGACAUGCCAUCCGUCCGCGGCACACCGGCGUGGAUGGCACCGGAAAUGGUCCAGCAGAUUGCGUAUGACGCAAAAGUCGACAUUUGGUCGGUCGGCUGCACCGUCAUCGAGAUGGCCACCGGCCAGCGGCCGUACAACACAUGCUCCAACGCUCCCGCCACUUUUUUCAAGGUCAUGCAGGACGCACCCGAGCUGCCGGCCUCGCUCUCGACACAAGGUCAUGCCUUUCUCAGCAGGUGCUUUGUUCGCGAUCCACCCACACGCCCCUCGGCUGCUGCGCUCCUCGACGACGCGUUUGUGGCGGCGGCAGGAAGGGUUGGCAUUGACGAGUCUGCUGCGCAUCGGCUUGUCGCUGCGCCCGAGCCUUCGCCCGGCUCCGAGUCACCGGUUGCUACCGCUUCCAUGCGCCCUAGCUGGGGCGAUGGUCGUCCUAGCUCGAGCGUGCCGCCGUCGCCGGCCGGCUCGCCGUCGCGCCCCUCAGUCAUCAUCCCGCCUCGUGACAUAGUCCAGCCGCCGACCACUCCCUCGCCGGGCGUGGAGAGCAUACCGCCAACCCCGUCAUCAGCCUCGUCGCUCCUCAAUGACAACCCGCUUACAUCGGGUACUGCUGCUGGCUCGCGCUACCGCUCUGACUUUCAGGAGCUCGUCCUCCUUGGUUCGGGUGGCUUUGGCCAGGUCUGGAAAGUCCGCAACAACCUCGACGCCCGACUCUACGCCGUUAAGAAAGUGCUUCUUGACCCACACGAUGAAGCGCUCAAGAAGAAGAUCGUCCGCGAGGUCAUCACGCUCUCGCGCCUCCACCACCAGUACAUUGUCCGCUACUACCAGGCGUGGAUGGAGGACUCGGAGACGCCGAUUGCCCGCAGCAGCUCGGCGGUGACGGCCGCCCGCGUCAAGCGCCGCCGCGCUGAUGCCGCCCAGAAGUUGCUUGCCCGAACUCGUCGCCAGGUGCAGCCUGGCGACGACGCCGAGUACGAGUACGAGUCGGCGUACGAGUACGUGUACGAGGACCAGAACGGUGGAGCCGCAGCGGAGGCGGACAGGCCGAUCGCGCCGACUGCGUCGCAAUGCAGUGGCGCUUCUGGAUGUGUUGGCAAUGACAACACCGCUGCUACUCUCGCCAACAGCAAUCACAACGACGACGACGACGAUGAUGAUGAUGCUAAUGACGCUGACCUCUUUGAGGCUCAGGCCAUGCUCUCAAUCGGCGGCAGGACCGGACGCCGCGACGGCCGGCGCUCGCAGACGGUUUCGCGGGCCAACUCGCGAGCCAACUCGCGGUCGCGGUCGCGGUCGCAAGCGAGCGGACAUGGUAGUGGCCACGUCACGUUCUCGCCCUAUUCACUCUGUCUCUACAUCCAGAUGGAGUUUUGUCCAAACCAGACGCUGCGGUCGCUCAUUGCCAGCGAGUCACUCACCACUGACCGCAUGUGGGUCAUUGUCCGCCAGAUCACCGAGGGCCUCGCAUACCUGCACUCGCAGGGCAUCAUCCACCGCGACCUCAAGCCGUCGAACGUGUUUCUCGACAACGAGGGCGAUGUCAAGCUCGGUGAUUUCGGCCUCGCUACCCGGCAAAUGGCUCCGGUAGUGGUGCAGGCGACAGCAGCCGACGCUGUGGAUGCCGCAAUGGGUGACGGAGUGUCGGCGGAAGUGCAGGACGAGCUGGCGCAGACCCAGGGCGUGGGCACGCCGUUCUACACAGCACCCGAGCUGGAGCACGGCCCGGUGGCCGAGGGUGAGGUCUACACCGAGAAGGUUGACAUGUAUGCGCUGGGCGUCAUCCUCUUUGAGAUGUGUGUCACAUUUGCCACGGGCAUCGAGCGCAUCCUCACACUCAAUGCACUCCGGGUCGACGGCACUCUUCCCGAGUCGCUCUUUGCCAACUCGCCCAAGGCCGGCGCGCUAGUCCAGUGGCUAGUCCAGCGCAAUCCAAACGACCGGCCGGCGGCCGAGGAGCUUCUCCGCGGCCACCUACCGAUGAACGUGCAGGACACGUACUUUGACAAUCUGAUGGCGUCGCUGGCGAACCGCGACGAGUCGACGUACCAGGCGCGGCUGCUGGAGGUGCUGUUCGGGCAAAGCAACGACGAGUACUUUGACAUCAUGUACGAUGCGGCAGAGAUUGAGGCUCCCAACGAUGUGUACCUCGACGUGCGCAACUAUGUCGAGGUGCGGUUGCAAUCAGUAUUUGCCCGACACGCCAGCACCUCGUUUACCCCGCCGCUUUUGCUGCCCAAGUCGGAGCUCACACCAGACGCGGCCACCCUACCGUUUGACCUGCUACUGCCGCUGGCGCGGUUUGCGGGACGAACCGGUGUCGUCUCGCUCCGGCGGCACGCCAUCAGCUCGGUCUACCGGCGGUCGCGGACGUUUGUGGAGGCCGACUUGGACAUCAUCGGGCGGCGCGAGACUGGUUUUGACCUUGUCAUGUCCGAGGUGGAGAUUGCGCACACCUGCGCCGAGCUUGUCCUCGCCUUUUCGCCGUACCUUGACGACUACACGCUCUCGAUCAACCACGGCGGCGUGGUGGAGGCGGUACUCAUCGAGGCCGGCGUUCCGCUGAGCUUGCUCUCACGGGCGCAGCUGGUCCUUGCCUCGCUCUCUGGCGAGGCAGCACCGGCACAUCGGCUGAUCGAGCUCAUGGAGCUGCAGCUGAGCAACUCGGCGGUGAAGCGGCUCAACCGGCGGCUUGCACUUGAGUGUCCGCUGGACGAUGCGGUCGCGGUGCUCGGGCAGUGGGCAUCGGGCUCUCGGGCGAUGCGGUCGUCUCAGGCGCGGGCGCGGGUGCAGCGGGCGGUGCAGCGGCUGGCGCAAUUUGCUAGUCUUGUAGCGAGUUCGCGAACCAUAGCAGUUGCGCGGCUGGAGCCAGUCUUUGCGCUGCGGCGGCUGUACAACCCGCACUACUACGCAGGCGAGCUGAGCAUGCAGCUCGGGAUAUGGCGGCGGGCCGGGUCGAGCAAGCGCGACUCUGUGCUGGCGGUUGGCGGGCGAUACGACGCGCUGCUCAGCCGAUUCCGGCCGCUGCCGACGCUGGGGGCGGAGGCGCGCGAGAGCGGACCACUUGCCGGCGUCGGCCUGUGCGUCGCAGUGGACAAGCUUGUAAUGAUGAUCAAUCGGGCAGCACUCCACUCGCAGCUGGUACAGGAGGCACGGCUCGGGGCGAGUGUUCAGGUUGUGGUGGCUGCGCUCGGCGAGCGCGAUCUGAUGGCGGAGCGACUGCUCCUGCUGGAGCGGCUGUGGGAGGCGGAGCUCCCUGCAGGCAUUGCGCCGCAAAACGUGAGUGCAACGCUGAAUGAUCUGGUGGCGUACUGCGUGGAGCGUGGAUGCUCUUGGCUGGUCAUGCUCAAGGACAAGACGCUCCGCGAGACGCGGUCGGCCAAGGUGAGGGCGAUCUGGACACGGUCGGAGAUCGAGCUUGAGUUGAGCGAGGUCGUGUCGUACAUCUGCCGGCAUCGCGAGACGACGGCGCACGAGGUUGCGCACCAUGGACUUGUGGGCGGUGGGGGAGCAGCAGCGUCGACGUCGACCAAUGCCGUUGACGUUCGGCUUGUCACCACCUCGCCAAACCGGCGAAUCCGGCGGGCGAUCUCCGAGGCCGCGCUGCGGCGGGUUGAGGGCUUUGUCGAGGGCAUUGGCGGCCUCGACGUUCCGCUCGUGGUAAUUGCCAUCGACAAGGUGCCUGCCGCCGUCGUCUUUGACUGCGUGGCGCAAAUCCGCUGGGAGAACUUUGAUGAUGCCGCGCUGGAGCUUACAUGGGUCCAGCGCCACGGGCGGCACAAGGUUCUCCUCGCCCAGCUAGCUGCUGUCCUUGCAUCCGCCUUCGCUGACGGCUAUGCGCCCGGGCACUCUGGCCCCGAAGAGCGGCAUGGAUGCCUCGGCUUUUUUGCCCAUGCCGAGGAUGUGUUUUUGCCGUUGGGCCUGUUCACGCCAGAAUGGUACGUCCACGAGUCGGAUACCGUCCUCGGCAGGAUCAGGUACAAGUGGGGCCUGUUCGAGUUCUGUGGAACCGGCAAUUCGCAGACCACGUGCAAGGGCUACAAAGAGCUCGGGGAGGAUGCAUCGAACACCAAGGAGCAGAAGGAUGCGUGGCAAAAGUUGUACAACGGCGGCAUCAUCUGCGCACUCUGCGUCAUCCUCGCCCUGGUGGAAAUGCUCAUCUCGCUCGUCUGCGCAGCCUUUGAGUUCUUCACCCGCUCGCAGAACAAGGCCUCGUCGUGUGCCUCGCGCUCGGGCUUUACAGCCCUCAUCUUCCAACUCCUCGGCCCGCUCUUCUGGUACUUUUUCUCCAUCAAGGGCAACGAGCAGCCCGGAGUCCUCCCCUCGGACUCGUUCUCGGGCGUCGGCCUCGGCUGGUGGUCAGUCAUUGUCGGCAUCAUCUUUAACCUCAUCGCCGGCUUCCUCCUCGAGCUUGUCGACAACGGCAAGUAG
Molecule: messenger RNA, 5502 nt
Organism: Thecamonas trahens ATCC 50062
Lineage: Eukaryota; Apusomonadida; Apusomonadidae
Exons: 3
Coding region: 82-5502 (1806 amino acids)
Biological process (GO): regulation of translational initiation by eIF2 alpha phosphorylation; DNA damage checkpoint signaling
Molecular function (GO): eukaryotic translation initiation factor 2alpha kinase activity; ATP binding; protein binding
Source: RefSeq, a predicted model, not a curated record